UUUUGAGGAAAAAAAAUGCCAAGUCAGACAUUUCGAAACCAUGCAUUGGCGGCAGAAACAGACAUCCAUAUCUGCCUUGCGAACACCGUAUCUACCAUUAACUAGGAAAUUAACACCAAAUCUCCACCGCACCCGUGCUCCAUAUGGAAGGAAAGAAAGAAGAGUCGAAAUAAAUCCAACCCGUGUUUGUUCUCUGGUUCUCUACGAUUUCCUCGAAUUCCCAGACCUCGGGUAGGGAUGGAUUCGCUCCCGGACGGCUACUGGGAUCUCGACUCCUAUAGACGCCUCAUCGACGAAGCCGUCUCCAUCGAUAUCUUCUUGAACGAUCCCCCAAGUGCUGGUGUGGAGAUUGAAUCUUCUUUUACAGAUGCUACCACCAAAGCAAAUGGAAUUAGAAAAAGGGAGCGUGAUGAACCAUGUGUUAUUCAAGGAUCCAAAGCUUGUCGUGAGAAAAUGAGGAGAGACAGGAUGAAAGAAAGGUACUCGGAACUUAGCUUGCUUUUGGAGCCUGGGAAGCCUGUCAAACCUGACAAGUGUGCAAUACUGAAUGAUGCCAUUUGUUUCUUGAAUGAGCUAAAAGCUGAGGCCCAGGAUCUUAAAGAUGCAAAUAAAAAGCUUAAGGAGGACAUAAAAAACUUAAAGGAGGAGAAACAUGAACUUCGGGAAGAGAAAUCUCUACUGAGAGCUGAGAAGGAAAGAAUGGAGGAGCGUGUAAAUUCCCUGUCCAUAUCUACUCCUGGAUAUGUGCCUGCACCUCCUGCAGCUUAUCAUGCUGGUAUAAGCAAGUUGAUGGCUCUUCCUAGUUAUGGUACUAUACCUAUGUGGCAAUGGAUACCGCCUGAUGUUCGUGAUAUUUCAAAAGAUCAUGAGCUUAGACCACCAAUGGCUUAGUCAUAUUUUAUGGUUGGUCACAACGUGUUAAAUUCAUCAGUGAACAAGAAAUGUUUUGAAAUUCUUCCUUUCAGUUACAUUUAGAAGCUUACCAUGCUGAUAUACUUCAUUUUCUUUGAAAAUGUUCCGAGUCUCGAACUAUAUGUCAAGAAAUAAUGAUUGACUUUAAAUAUCAAAUAUUU
This is a messenger RNA of Phoenix dactylifera (date palm), 1073 nucleotides long. Its product is annotated as transcription factor bHLH104-like. Gene Ontology annotation, molecular function: DNA-binding transcription factor activity; protein dimerization activity. The record is from RefSeq and is a predicted model, not a curated record. Lineage: Eukaryota; Viridiplantae; Streptophyta; Magnoliopsida; Arecales; Arecaceae. Gene Ontology annotation, biological process: intracellular iron ion homeostasis; regulation of DNA-templated transcription.